Messenger RNA from Capsicum annuum, 2305 nucleotides. Its product is annotated as pectinesterase 2.2. Lineage: Eukaryota; Viridiplantae; Streptophyta; Magnoliopsida; Solanales; Solanaceae. Bases 362 to 2008 code for a protein of 548 amino acids. Gene Ontology annotation, molecular function: pectinesterase activity; pectinesterase inhibitor activity. The transcript has 3 exons. The record is from RefSeq and is a predicted model, not a curated record. Gene Ontology annotation, biological process: cell wall modification.
CAGUUUGUACUCUAUUAUUCCCUCACAUAUGCACCCAACAUAUCGAGGACAACAUCACUAGCAAACAAUUAUCUCAAUCACUCUCAUCUAGUUAGGAGGUCGAUAAGACUGUGGGACCCUUUACCAGACCCUGUACAGAGCGGCAUCGGACUAUUAGCAGAGAAUUACUCAAAUCCAUAUAAGCAGACCAUCAAGUCAUUCCCCGUCAAGUGAAACCCUCACCUACUCUUAACAAAAUCUUGUGCAAGUGUUCUCAAACACCCAUUAUUUAUAUAUGUUAACCAACCAAUAUAUAAGCUUACUAUAGUAAGUGAAAGUGUCUCAGAACAUCUAGCAGAUAAAAUAGUUGCAAACUUCUAAAAUGUCUACUCCUCACCAACCAUUGCUAACAAAAACACACAAACAAAAUCUCAUAAUCAGCUGCAAGAUUCUCACUUUUGCCAUAACCUUCUUUGUUGCUCUCUUCCUAGUUGUGUUUCUUGUUACUCCAUAUCAAUUUGAUAUUAAGCACUCUAAUUCCAAUCAUAAUUUAUGUAGAGCUGCACAAGAUUCCCAACUCUGUCUCAGUUAUGUCUCUAACUUAAUGUCCAGUGGACUUGUCACAUCAGAUGGACUUAGUGUCCUACAGAAAUUUCUAGUGAAGUAUGUGCAUCAAAUGAACAAUGCAAUUCCAGUGGUUCACAAGAUCAAUGACAUUAGUCAACAAGGAGCUUUAACUGAUUGUCUUGAGCUUCUUGACUUGUCAGUUGAUUUAGUAACUGAUUCCAUUGCUGCACUUGGUAAUAGAAGAAGUAGCGAUACUGCCAACGCGCAUAUCUGGCUAAGUGGCGUGCUCACUAACCACGUUACGUGCUUAGAUGAGCUUGAUUCUGUUACUAAAACUACUGAGAAUGGAAUGAUUCUUGACGAGUUGCUCUCGAGAGCUAAGGCAGCAUUGGCGAUGCUCGCGUCUGUAACGGCUAAGAAUGAGGAAGUUUUUACGCCGCUUUUAGGGAGAAUGCCGUCUUGGAUUAGUUUGCGAGACAGGAAGCUUAUGGAAAGUUCGGGUAAUGCCAUUAAAGCGAAUGCAGUGGUGGCACAGGAUGGUACUGGGGAUUAUCAAACACUUGCCGAAGCAGUCGCUGCAGCACCAGAUAAGAGCAAGAAGCGUUAUGUGAUCUAUGUCAAGAAGGGAGUUUAUAAAGAGAAUGUUGAGGUUACUAAGAAGAAAAUGAACUUGAUGAUUGUUGGUGAUGGCAUGGAUUCUACCAUCAUCACUGGUAGCCUCAAUGUUGUGGAUGGAUCAACCACAUUCCGCUCCGCCACUCUUGCUGCAGUUGGCCAAGGAUUUAUACUACAGGACAUAUGUAUACAGAACACAGCAGGACCAGAAAAACACCAAGCUGUGGCACUUCGAGUUGGAGCUGAUAUGUCUGUCAUAAAUCGUUGUCGUAUUGAUGCUUAUCAAGAUACCCUUUACGCUCAUUCUCUAAGGCAGUUCUAUCGAGACUCCUAUGUGACUGGUACUGUCGAUUUCAUAUUUGGUAAUGCUGCUGUUGUAUUCCAGAAAUGCAAGCUCGUAGCUAGAAAACCAGAUAAAAAUCAGAAAAACAUGGUGACUGCACAGGGCAGGACGGACCCAAAUCAGGCCACGGGGACUUCAAUUCAAUUCUGUGACAUAAUAGCAAGUCCGGACCUUGAACCAGUUGAGAACGAAUUCAAAACGUAUCUUGGUAGGCCAUGGAAAGAAUAUUCAAGAACUGUAGUGAUGCAAUCGUACCUAGGUAGUCUCAUUGAUCCAGCGGGUUGGGCUGAAUGGAACGGAGAUUUUGCCUUGAAGACAUUGUAUUACGGUGAGUACAUGAACAAUGGACCAGGUGCUGGCACUAGUAAGCGUGUCAAGUGGCCCGGCUAUCAUGUCCUUACUAAUCCUGCUGAGGCUAUGCCGUUCACUGUGGGUGAGCUGAUUCAGGGCGGAUCGUGGUUGAGUUCUACUGGCGUGGCGUACGUGGAAGGAUUAAAUGAGUAGGGAACUAUAAAAUUGCACUUCAUAAUGUUGCAAGACAUCUCUUUAACUAUGUAUUUUGUAUUCCAAUAUUCCUAGAAAGCUCAAAAUAAGUACUAGUAAAAUAAACAAGGGGCUGCACUAAGCAUCCCGUGUUCAUGCAGGAUUCGAGGAAGGGCCUCUUCCCUAAGGGGUGUAAUGUAGAUAGCUUACCGUGAUGCAAACUUUAAUGAUUGCUUCCACGGUUUCAACUCGGAUCCUAUUAAGUAGUAGUAAUAUAAUGUGCCAUAAACUAUAUUGGAUGGUUAUUUGGUUGUGUUA